CCCUCCAGCAUUAACUCUCCUGUGACUCUUCUCUUGCAAGCUAACAACACAGUUUCGAUCAUGAAAACAGACAGUAGCAUUAAUAGCUGCUGGAUAAGGAUUAACAUCAAUUUCCAUCUCAAUCCAUAGAAUAGAGAGGAUCACAUGGAUGUAUGUUUGUUGGGAGGGGAUUUUUUAACCACAAUCUAUCAAUUUGGCACAUCAAACAAGCAAUUACUAAGCAGUCAAAUUUUGGUAAUCAAACUAACACGCUCUCUCAACUACUCUCUUUAUGCUUCACGUAUCACUAAUUCAUUGAAAAGAAGAAGCUUCCCCGUCUUCCCGAGUCUUUAAUGCCUCCCAACUAUCAGCAGCUGUUGUUCCAACACCCAUAAGGCUCACGAUUUUUCGCUUCGACUCCCAUCCUUCCUCCCGCCCACUGCAUCGAAAUCCACUCGAGUUUGGAUCUCGGCAGUCCCAGGUACCGAUAGGUGCUUGAAGGAGCUCUCUCUCUCUCUCUCUCUCUCUCUUUUUGUUGCGGUCUUUGGUUGAUUGAACUUGGAGUGAACAAGAGAGAGAGAGAGAGAGAUCUGAAUGGUUUUUAGUAGCUUUGGAGCCUCCGACACAAAACUUUUUGCCUUUAUUUUUUUUAUUGUGAGGUGGGUUUGAUGAACAGUUCCGACGGCAAUUCCGAAGGCUUUCUCCAGUUCUUUGCUUCUUUUGCUGUUUGAUUUGGCCAGAUAUGGUUGGAUAGGACGAUUGAAGCGUGCUAGAGUUGAUUUAUGCCUGUAAGCUAAGAGCUUUGUAGGUUAGCUCGAGAAGAUCUACAGUUCGUUGGUCGGCUGGCAUGUUGGAGACCGGCUCUCUAAUUCUGUGAGGAGAAGGAAGAUGUCUGGAGUUGGGAAAUCACAUUGACGGCAUCAUCCAAUCAAGCCCUGUUCUUCGCUUAUUUCCUAUUAUUUCUUAGCAAAUCUUAUUACUGGCUGAACUAGUGAAGUUCUGCUGUGUUCACUACUCGAGAGAAAGAUGGUUGGCACUGUUGAAAAGAAUCAUGCUUCUGUUAACUCGAACGGUUCCCUUCACAAUUCCAAUGGUGCCGAAGAAAAGCUAGAUGAGCUUCGUCGCCUCCUCGGCAAAACUGAUGGUGACCUGCUAAAGAUAGUUGGUGUUGGGGCUGGUGCCUGGGGCAGUGUGUUUGCUGCCCUCCUGCAAGAUGCUUAUGGUCAUUUUCGUGAUAAGGUUCAGAUAAGGAUAUGGAGACGGCCUGGUAGAUCAGUUGAUCGAUCCACAGCUGAGCAUCUGUUUGAGGUUAUCAAUUCAAGGGAGGAUGUUUUAAGACGUUUGAUCAGACGAUGCGCCUAUUUAAAGUAUGUGGAGGCAAGGCUUGGUGAUCGAACACUGUAUGCCGAUGAGAUAUUGAGGGAUGGUUUCUGCUUAAACAUGAUUGAUACACCAUUUUGCCCUUUGAAGGUUGUGACUAAUUUGCAGGAGUCAGUAUGGGAUGCGGAUAUUGUCGUGAAUGCUCUGCCUUCCACGGAGACGAGGGAAGUGUUUGAAGAAAUUAGUAGGUAUUGGAAGGAGAGAAUUACUGUUCCCAUUAUUAUCUCUCUUGCAAAGGGUAUAGAGGCAGCUUUGGAUCCCGUCCCACGUAUAAUUACACCUACUCAGAUGAUCAAAUGUGCAACUGGAGUUCCAAUUGAAAACAUUCUUUAUCUUGGGGGUCCAAACAUUGCUUCAGAGAUUUACAACAAGGAAUAUGCUAAUGCUCGAAUCUGUGGAUCAGAGAAGUGGAGCAAACCUCUCGCCAAAUUCUUGCGACAGCCAUAUUUCAUUGUAUGGGACAACAGUGACCUAGUUACUCAUGAAGUGAUGGGUGGUUUGAAGAAUGUUUAUGCUAUUGGUGCUGGAAUGGUAGCAGCUCUGACAAAUGAGAGUGCAACAAGCAAAUCAGUGUACUUCGCCCAUUGCACAUCUGAAAUGAUAUUUAUUACUCACUUGUUGACUGAACAACCAGAAAAACUGGCUGGUCCAUUAUUAGCGGAUACUUAUGUGACCCUAUUAAAGGGUCGGAAUGCAUGGUAUGGGCAAAUGCUUGCCAAGGGAGAACUGAGUCCUGACAUGGGUGACAGCAUCAAAGGGAAAGGAAUGAUUCAGGGAGUGUCCUUCACAAGCCAUUCUUCAAGCGCUACAAGAUGAAACCAUGAACGAUCCUCGUGAAAGGAUCGAGCUGGCUCAGAGUCAAGCUUUCUACAGGCCAUCGCUUCUUGGCCAACCUUAACAGCAUCUGUUGACGAUCAAGGAGAGGUCUUAUGUUAUGGUUUCAUCUUUUCUCCCAUUGAUGAAGCUAAAAUGGAAUAACUGCUUAGAUACCGAGCAAAGUGUUCGGUGAGAGAAGAUGAAUCGUCAGUCAGUGAAAAUUUCUGUCAUAAAAUGGGUGGCUUCUAAGGAGGCUUGAUUAAGCUUGUCAUGUCAUGUAAAUGGGUUGUUCAGUUGCACCUUAUGAAUAAUCAGAAUCUACAUAUA
Messenger RNA from Musa acuminata AAA Group (dessert banana), 2502 nucleotides. RefSeq names its product probable glycerol-3-phosphate dehydrogenase [NAD(+)] 1, cytosolic. The record is from RefSeq and is a predicted model, not a curated record. The transcript has 5 exons. Bases 1006 to 2175 code for a protein of 389 amino acids. Gene Ontology annotation, biological process: glycerol-3-phosphate catabolic process; carbohydrate metabolic process. NCBI's taxonomy places the organism in Eukaryota, Viridiplantae, Streptophyta, Magnoliopsida, Zingiberales, Musaceae. Gene Ontology annotation, molecular function: glycerol-3-phosphate dehydrogenase [NAD(P)+] activity; NAD binding. Gene Ontology annotation, cellular component: glycerol-3-phosphate dehydrogenase (FAD) complex; cytosol.